This is a messenger RNA of Myxocyprinus asiaticus (Chinese sucker), 8410 nucleotides long. RefSeq names its product protein Aster-B-like. The transcript has 22 exons. Gene Ontology annotation, molecular function: sterol transfer activity; sterol binding. Lineage: Eukaryota; Metazoa; Chordata; Actinopteri; Cypriniformes; Catostomidae. Bases 301 to 2961 code for a protein of 886 amino acids. Gene Ontology annotation, cellular component: endoplasmic reticulum membrane; endoplasmic reticulum-plasma membrane contact site; plasma membrane. Gene Ontology annotation, biological process: intracellular sterol transport. The record is from RefSeq and is a predicted model, not a curated record.
UCCUCAUUCAUUUCAACCCACUAAAAGAAGACAACGGUUGCAUACGAGAAAUGUUUAUUUUUUUAUUUUUUGUUUGUUUAUUUCUGAUGUAAUACAGGGAGUUGUCCUGGUGUUCUGGAUGGAAGAUUAUUCAAGGAAAUCUUCUAUCACACCAAAUAUGUCAGCGCUGACCCUGCGCUGUCUCACAGGAAGUGCUGGAUUCAGCUCAACUCUGGUGUGGAUUCUUUGAGGUCUCUGCUGCUUCUGAUUUACUUCUGUGUUUGGUUCUGGACUCAUGCGUGACUGAGCUCAAGCAGAACCAUGUCCGAGACCCUGCAGCUGCCUGCGCUGCAGAUCCAAGGCCCAGGCGACAGGGAUCCGAGGAUCUGCAAUGGAUCCGACGGGGAUCCUGCCCUGUCCAGCUCAUCCAGCCCGUCUCUACGUCGCAAGCGCUUUAAAAUGCGACGUAUGAAGAACAUUACGAGUGAGAAAGAGCAACUAGAGAAGGAACAGCUUCAGCAAUCCAGUUCCAAGGAAUACUUGCAGCUUCCGUCUAUCGAGAUCACACCAUCCAGUGAUGAGGAUGGCGUGUGGUCGAGCUGUUCCACGCCCAGCGCCUCACCCCAACGCAAACGCUUCCUCCUGCGCAAGUGGCUCAGAGGUGGCGAGAAAAAAGAUCACGGCAGUGAGAGCAGCAGUCAGCAGAGCAGCCUGCAGAGCAGCCACGAGGAAGAGUCCACACGCUACCUGAGCCCCAACACCCGUGAGGACAGCACUGCCAGCAACUCGAACCGCAGCACGCCGGCCUGCUCACCCAUCCUGCGUAAACGCUCGCGCUCUCCAACAUCCCAGAGUCCAGAGGGAGAGAAUAUGGUGGAGAAGAGCUCCGAUCAUUCAUCCGACAAAUCCCCCUCCACCCCAGAACAAGCAGUUCAGCGCACAUACAGCCAGACGCUUCACACCACUCGGCCCAGCGGCAAAAACUCCAAGUCACACAAGAGACUGUCUAAAAAAAGUCAAAGCUGGUAUAACGUUUUGAGCCCCACAUACAAGCAGCGAAAUGAAGACUUCAGGAAGCUCUUUAAGCAGCUGCCUGAUACGGAGCGUCUCAUUGUGGACUACUCCUGUGCCCUUCAGAGAGAUAUUCUCCUGCAGGGUCGCCUCUACCUCUCAGAAAACUGGAUCUGUUUCUAUAGCAACAUCUUCCGUUGGGAAACCCUGUUGACUGUGAGGUUGAAAGACGUCUGCUCCAUGACAAAAGAGAAGACGGCCAGACUCAUCCCCAAUGCAAUUCAGCUGUGCACAGACAGUGAGAAGCACUUUUUUACCUCAUUUGGUGCAAGAGAUCGAACGUACAUGAUGAUGUUCAGACUCUGGCAAAAUGCUCUCCUGGACAAGCCAUUAUGUCCCAAAGAACUGUGGCAUUUUGUCCAUCAGUGUUAUGGGAAUGAGCUGGGUCUGACCAGUGACGAUGAAGAUUAUGUUCCUCCUGAUGAUGACUUCAACACCAUGGGGUACUGUGAAGAGAUUCCUGUUGAAGACAAUGAGGCUAAUGACAACUGCCCCAAAACCCCAGAGGCCAAAAUAGACAUCAGCCCCCAGCUACACAGGAAAGUGUUCCCCAAUAGCAGUCUCAAUUCCACGGACAGCACAGAUGCACCGGUCAAUUUUGACAUGCCCCCAGUGGAAGACUUUACAGGCUGUGUUCCAGAAGAUCUCCUGCCUCUGCCUUUACCUGACAACAUGCUGUCAGAUACCAGUGGCUCCCUCCCUGUUCAUGUCCCCUCCCCCUCCCUUGACUUUAACGACAAUGAGGACUUGCCCACCGAACUCAGCGACUCCUCAGAAACACACGACGAAGGGGAAGUACAGGCCUUCCAGGAGGAUUUGAAUGGGAAGCUUUACAUUAAUGAGGUGUAUAAGUUCAGUGUGGAUAAACUCUAUGACAUCCUCUUCACUGAAUCCCAGUUCAUGAGGGACUUUCUGGAGCAGAGACGCUUCUCGGAUGUGGUGUAUCAUCCCUGGAGGAAGGAGGAAACGGGUAAUCAGACCAGAGAGAUCAUGUACACCAUCUCCCUCUCCAACCCACUUGCCCCAAAGACAGCCACAGUCACAGAGACACAGACGUUACACAAGGCCAGUCAGGUGAGCGAGUGUUACAUCAUCGAUGCUGAAGUCAUCGCUCACGAUGUCCCGUAUCACGAUUACUUUUACACGCUCAACCGUUACAUGCUCACUAGAGUAGCCAAGAACAAGUGCCGCCUCAGGAUAUCGGCUGAACUGCGCUACAGGAAGCAGCCGUGGGGAUUGGUCAAGGGCUUUAUAGAGAGAAACUUCUGGAGUGGCCUAGAUGAAUAUUUCAGGUAUUUAGAGUUGGAGUUAAAUAAGGCACAGCUGCUGCUUUCUGAACCUCACAAACAGUCUCCCAACUCCAAAGCGUUACGCACAGCUACAGUGAGGCGUCGGAAACGCCCCUUGACGCACAUGAGACAGCAGAACCUGGAUGAGGCGCUCAGUCCCGUCACCACACCUGAGGACGAGAAGAGUGUCGUCCACCGCAUCAAACACGUGGCAGGAUCCACGCAGACCAGACACAUCCCGGAACACAGAUCUGAGGGCCUGGCUCUCUACAGUUUUUCCAAACUCCUGCUCAUCAUCAGCUCAGUUCUGGUGCUGCUGGUAUUUUUGAAUAUGAUGCUAUUUUAUAAGCUCUGGAUGCUGGAAUACACGGCCCAGAGUUUGACCUCCUGGCAUGGUCUCAGGUCUCAUGAAAGUAAAAUUCCACAGACACAGAUUGAAUGGGCCCAACUUUUGGAAUCUCAGCAGCGUUAUCAUGAAAACGAGCUAGAGAAAUGGAGGGAAAUAAUAAAGUCGUCUGUGCUGUUGUUAGAUGAGAUGAGAGAGUCUUUAAUGAAGCUGCAGAAAGGUGUUGGAAUAAGAGACUAUGAAUCCGAUAGUGAGGAAAGAACACGGCAUCACUGACAAACAGAAUCCCGGCUCAGCAAACGUAAGGAACAUCUCCACUUGGAAGAGAUUUGACGAGCUGGGCCGGGUGGGGCUAGGUAGGGUGGGGCGAAUGAAGUGGGGGGCUCCAACUGAACAGUUCUCACACUCUGGCUGCAAUACCUCGAAGUGUCGUCAGACAGCAGACACCAAAGGAAACCCUGCACUAUCAUCUCUGUCUUCUCUUUCUCGUUUUUAUCCAUCUUUACUUUCUGGGAUGUUCCGGAUUCCGACGAUGAGAGAGACAAAAAAGGACGGCAUGAAAUCGGAGCCCCAUGUGAAAACCUGAUUGUGAAAUCAUCACCUAGGGCUAAAACAAACCAACAAACCAAAACAAUUCAACCGUAACAACAAAACGGACACUGACACUCUGGUUUAAACACUUAAAAGACUAAAUUGGACGUUUAAACGCAACAGCAUCCCCUUUUUUAAAAUCUUUUGGAGUCUGGGACCAAAAAAAUAUGUAGUUAUUAUCAACAAGUGUUACUUGGUCAUGCAUACAUUUAUUUAUUAAGAAAAUAUGGAAUUGAAGUAUAUUAUAAAUACACAUGAAAAUAUACUGUAUUAUUUGUAAGUAGAGUUAUAUUUGUUAAUUUAUAACAGGCUUCCAUGGAGAAUCAAGGCUGGUUCCUUGCCAUGGUGCAUCAUCUAUAUGCAACUUAUUUUCCUCCCCUGUGGAGGAGUUACAUACUACCCCUGAUUGGUUGAUUUGUAAUGGCAAAAGAGCAACGGUCACUUUUGAGGUUGAAAGACGGUAGAAUCAUUGACUGUUUGUUACUGGCUGCAUUCCAAUUUGCACACUUCUACUAUGCACUAAAAUUGUGUACUUCACUGGUGAUGGGAAAGUACAUCCUUUUAAAGGAACAGUUCACGCAAAAAAGGAAAAUUCUGUCAUAAUUUACUCACCCUUAUGUUGUUCCAAACCCAUAUGACUUCCUUUCUUCUGGCUCAACCAGUGGCAUGAGCUUGGUGCAGGACUAUCUUUUUGCCCAACCAAUGGAAGUCAGGUGGGAGUGUUUGGGUAAACUUGUUGGAAAAUUAUCAUUAUUUCCAUGAAAUUCCAUUUAGUGGUGCUACGCUACGCUAGUGGUGCAGGAAUUACACACUUCACUUUUAGGUUCAUAUAUUUAAAAACUGCUGUGGCAGCUCUGGUCUCACAUUCCUUAUCAGUUUUUGAUAAUUAAAUAGUCGACAGAGAAGCAUCACAAACGACUGUAGGCAACAUUUGCUGCAAAGUAGGACUUGGGAGAAAAAAAUAUUGAUUUUACGAUGCAUCAUCACAAUCUUUGUUUGAGCAAUCUCGAUAUUGAUUCUUAAAUCCCCAAUUCGAUCUUUUACUCUAUGCGCAACCCUGUACUACAAUGAGAGGAAAUCACUUGCAUUUGCAACCAAAUUUUGUGCUAUUUGACUAAAAACCAGUGAGUUUAGCAGCGAGCGUUCCAUGUAAUGGGUGUCCAAAGACGAGAUCCACUCAACCCAUUUGUCAUGAAUAAUGUCUCUUUUAAUACCCUUUCAGUUCUUUACAGUCAGUUGUUGAUCAAAAACAACAAAAAAUAAACAUUUAUUAUUAUUAUUAUUGUAUUUAAUCACACAUAGUACACAUGGAUAAAGCCAUUAGAGUCCUCUCUCUCGAAUAUGUGCUAAUUUAUAGACGCUCUAUACAGAACAGCUGGUUUUCUUAAAGACACAGUACUGGUUUUCAGCACUUUUAACAAAUCAAUGUACUGUGAGUACUUGUAAAGAGUACAAAUUAUGCAUGCAAUCAAUACAUUAUAUAAUAUAUGCAUUAUAAUAUCAUAUUUAUUGAUUGAAUACAUGGAUUCAUGAUUCUUUUUUUUUUCUUCUUUUUUUUUUUAAAGUUAAAAUGUGACCAAAAUGGUGAAAAACGAAUCAAAUAUAAUUAAUAAAAUUAAUAUUUUCUUAACGUACCAAGUUAGAAUGUCCCUUGUAUAAUUUACAGCAUUAGCUGGAAGAGACUUUCUUCAUAUGUAAGCAAAAUGGACAUUUAAACUGUAUUAUAAAUGGAAAUAUACCCAUAUGAAUCGAUAACUAACUAAAUAAAAAUCGGAAUCGAUUCAAGAGCUUGUGAAUCGUAUCGAGAAAUCUAUACCAAUACCAAACCCCACAGACAAGCAUUCAUGAAUAAACAUUUUGAAAAUUAAAUGAAAAUUGUACACUUCCAGGCACUUUUGGCAUAAUAUUUCGAACGCAAUAUAUGAUUUCAUAUAUGAUUGAAUAUUCAUUUUAUGAUUUUGGACAUACUAAUCCUUUUUAAUUAUGCAAAUUGGGAUGCAGCCAUAAUGUUCUACAAGCCUGAGGUCAACCAAACCUCUCACGCUGUUACGCUGGAGUAUCAGUAGUUAACCAUAAAAACUGCAUGUUCACCAAUAAGCAUCCAUUCCCUUGUGAAUGAGUUAUUGUUGCAAGAAUGCUUCUGUCUUGCCUCGGGGUUCAUUUAUAUCCUGCGGGCAGAUGUAAACAACUUCAUAUUGCUAAGCUUUUCAAAUGUCAUGUGAGAACAUAUUGAACUUGGUUUGGUCUGUUGCAAUGAAGCUGGACAGCAUUAUUUUAUUAAUUCUUUCUUAAAAAGAGACCAGCUUUUUUUUUUUUUUUUUUUUUUUUUUAAGACUAAACUGUGAAUAAUUCCAAUUAUGCUUGAAUUUAAACAGAUCAGUAUUCAGAGCCUCUGGUAAUAUAAUUAAAGUUUAAAUCAUUCAACUUCCUUAAAAGGUCAACGUAACCUUACACUCUUGAGGUGCCACAAGUAAAGUUGUGUCUUGUAUGAAAACACAAAAGCCCAAAAGAGUGUAACAACAAAAUCUCAAACUCAAGGCCUCUGACAAACUGAGCCUUGUUGCUCUUAUGGGUGACACAGGUUCAAGUCCAGCUCCUGUCAUUUCUUGAUCAUGUUCUCUCGUUUUUCUACCCAUAAUUUUCUAUCAGUCUUUUUUAUCUCUAUCUAUAAAAGUGACAAAAUGUCAAAAAAUAAAAGUAGAAAAUGUAUUUACUGGAUUGGAUCUAUUGCUAAGCAAGAAUUUCACAAUCUAUUAAUGGUAACCUGAUUUGUGUAAUUAAAAAUCUUUUUUGAAGUCUUCUACUUAUUACACAGCACUGUUGUCCAGUUUAAGAUUGAUGUAGAUUCCAAAAAUGUGUUCUGUUAGGGAGUCGACUGUCUCAUUAAUUUCUGAAUUGCCUCAUACAUUAGUCCUUGUUUUUGUGUCCUGCCGUGUUAAAAGCUGAUAAAAAGCUGAAAUCAUGUGGAUGGACUGAUUUGAUAUUUCAGUCUCUCACUGGUGGGGUCACUCAAGGUCAACUGGAUCUUAAAGUAAUAUUCCAGGUUCAGUAGAAGUUCAGUCGACAGCAUUUGUGGCAUAAUGUUGAUUACCUCAAUAAUUUAUUCGGAAUCGUCCCUCCUUUUCAUAAAAAAAUGAAAUAUGCAAAAAUCGAGGUUACAGUGAGGCACUUUCAAAUGGAAGUGAAUGGGGCCAAUUCUUGAAGGAUUUAAAGGUAGAAAUGAGAAACUUAUAAUUUUAUAAAAGCACUUACAUUAAUUCUUCUUUUAAAUCCUGUGUAUUAUUUGAGCUUUAAAAGUUGUUUAAAUCAUCUUUUUUGUGGGGUUACAGGGUUUACAGCUUGCAGAGUUGGAUAUAACUUAACACAGAAAAGGUUAGUACGUGAUUUAAUCACACUAAAUUCAUAUUUACAUGCAGUUAAUUUACGUCUUGUGGCUAUACUUUUGAAAAAGUGAGUAUUUAAACAGUUACGGUUUGGCCCUAUUUACUUCCAUUGAAAAUGCCUCACUGUACCCUUGAUUUUUUUUUAUUCUUUUUUUCUUUUUUGAAGAAAAGCAGGGAUGAAAUUAAUUUUUGUGGUAAUCUUCAUUAUGCCACAAAUGUUGUCAAUUGAGCUUAACUUCCUUUAAUGCUUGUUUGUCUUGUAUCCAUAUCAGUUAAAGGAAUAGUUAACCCAAAAAUGAAAAUUCUGUCAUUGUUUACUAACCCUCAUGUUGUUCCAAACUUGUAUGCCUUUCUUUCCUCUGUGGCACACAAAAUGAUAUGAUAGGCAGAAAGUUCAAUCUCAGUCAUCAGUCACUUUAAUUGUUUUUAAAAAAAGAUGCAAAAAAGCUAAUGGGUCCUUGCAAGGAAGUAUGGUUUAGAGCAACAUGAGGGUGAGGAAAUGACAAAAAAAUUUCCUUUUAUGGUGAACUAUCCCUUUAAGAAUAAACAGACAAAGCCAACUUUGAUACUGCAUUAUUGGUUCCGAGCCGACCACCCACAAAAUAUCAACAGAGAUCAAUCAGAGAGCAAUCAGACUCACAGCAUUCUCCUCUCAUUCACACGUGUCAUUGACUUUCCCGAGGGUUCCGUGACUCGGACUUGUCCUUUCACAAAGUAUUUUUCAUGUUGAGUCUGAUGCUGUAAAAAAAAAUGUCCAGGCAGGGAACAGGCAGUUUAUAUUUUUCUAUCUACCUCCAUUUACAAUCUCAUCUUUUAAACCAAUAUGCACUUGAUGUGCGAUGGCUGUGUGUUCAAGUACUGUGUGUACAUUAUGAAUCCACACAUGAACAGCCUCUGUGUGAAUGUAUUUUCUUGAUGAAAGUUGAACCUUUAUUUGUAUGUUAUCUGCUGAUUUUUGAAUCACUGAAGAUUUAGAGGCCAUAACAUCUUUUGAUGUCAAGCGAUUGGAGGCUAUAGUGCAACACUGCAUACUGUCUGGCCCUAAAAAUAGGCCUAUUAUUUUUCUGUUCUGUAUACUACAGUAUCUGCAGAGACAGGAUGAUUGCUUUUCUAUGGCUAUGACUGCUAUGGUGCAUACUUAUUUGAAUUGCAUUGAUUGUCUCAUUUUUAUUUAUAUGUUUAUUUAUUUCAUUAUAAUUUCUAAAUGAUCUUAGCCAAAAAUCAUGUCAAGGUCAGGUGCAAAGCACUAAGGAACACACAGGAUAAGUUUAGUCUGUUUUUCCCACAAAACAUUGUAAAUAUUUUCUCAUGAUCAAAUUAAAUCAUAAAAUGACUUUGAAGUUCACUAAAUUAAUUCAUAUGCUAAUGGUUUUGUUUCCAAAGGAAAAUCUAUCUAGUACCAUACACAUUUUAUAAAAGUAGUUUCCAGCCCUGGAAAGAAGGAAUUGUUGCUAAAGAACUGCAUCAAAUUUGUAAAAGAAAAAAUAUUACAACAAUUUUAGCAUUGUAACUUAAAACAGUUUAAAAGUGCUUUGUUUUUUAUUAUUUAAAUUUCUCUAUUCAAAAUGUAUAUACACACGAGUAUAUUGCAAUGGAUGUAUAUGUUGUGUACAGUGCACAUCCAACAUGCGCUGGCAGCACUGUGUGGGAUCCCUGGAAAAAUGUCUGAGGAAAUAUAACUAAACAAUUUGUGUUGUCAAGAAAUAGGUGGCAUGAUUAAAACAUGAUUAAAAAUAAAAGUAUCUAAGAGA